Molecule: messenger RNA, 1756 nt
Organism: Phoenix dactylifera (date palm)
Lineage: Eukaryota; Viridiplantae; Streptophyta; Magnoliopsida; Arecales; Arecaceae
Source: RefSeq, a predicted model, not a curated record
AAUUAAUGCGGGAUAGCAACAAGGGGCACCGGCGACCACCUCCACCCGCCCACCGGAGUUCCCGCCUCCCGUCUGGCGUCUACCGGCAAAAACCAAGGCUAGGGCACGGACGGAGACGCACACGUGUCGGUGGCUUCGCCCCGCAUUCGAGGGGAUUUGGGACUUGGGAGCUCCGUACCCGAAGCCGCCAAAUCGAACGCCAAAAAGAAAGGGUUCUUCCUUCCCUCCCUAUUUCUCUUCCUUCAGAGAUGAUGAUGAGAAAUUAAAAAUAAAUAAAGAAAGCAAAGCGAGAGGGGAAGGAAGAAGAAAAAAGAUCGAAGAAAGAAAUAAAGAAACGAAGAAGAGCAAGUGUUGGAGAGAAGCUUCCGGUGGUUCGCUUCGUUUUUUUUUCCCGGGAUGGGGUUUGGCUGCGAGAGAGAUCGGAAGCCCACCGCCGGUACCAAAUGAUGAAUGAGGUCACUUCUUUUAUUAAAAUUUCAAGGUUUGGCUGCGAGAAAGAUCGGAAUCCCACCGCCGGUACCAAAUGAUGAAUGAGCUUUAAAUUCUAGACAGUGUUCCUCAAACACUCAGCUGUUUCUUACAAUGAAACCAAAAGCAAAUGCGGCCAUACAAAGAGCUCAAAAAGUGAAGCAUGUGCAAGGGGAAGGACCAAAUUGGGUCAUAAUUGCAGGUGGUGCCUUGCUUAGCACACUAUCAAUCAGGCUUGGCUGCAAGCUGAAGCAGAUAUUUGACACUAAGCAGUCAAAGAAUUUCAAUAAUGCAAAGGAGAAUGGAAAAUAUAUAGCCAAAAGAACGCCAGGAGCUUGCCAGUUACAUUCAAAAUUGUAUUGCUAUACUCAGGAUGAGGAUGGAUGCUACCACUGCCUCUCAGGGAUCUCAGAUGGUGCACUGGAUAUUAAGCGGCCCCCAGCUAGUCCAUUGUCAAAAGAUACAGAUGUUUCCCUCCCACUAGUAAAGAUCCCUGCAGCAGAUUCAAAUAAAGAUGGUACCGGGGUUAUGUGGGCAUCUUCACCUGAUCGUCUAGAGCUGCCUCAGAGGCCCUUACACCACUCAAACAGUUCGGACUCUCCCUGCGUCUCGGAAUCUGGAUCAGACAUCUACAGCAGACGAGAGGUGAUACAAAAGCUACGGCAGCAGCUCAAGAGACGGGAUGAAAUGAUAAUGGAGAUGCAGGCCCAGAUCACAGACCUACAGAAUUCUCUAAGCAUCCAAAUGACCCACUCGGCAAAUUUGCAGUCCCAGCUUGAUUAUGCAAACAGGGACUUAUUUGAUGCAGAAAGGGAAAUCCAACGGCUAAGAAAGGCCAUUGCUGAUCACUGUGUUGCAGAGGCAGGCACUCUGGAAAAACCUGUGACCACCAGAAGUUGGCGAUCAGAAGCUAUCAGUGGUCAGGUUAAUGGAUAUCCUGACAGCAUGGGUGAUGUGGAGUUGCACUGUGUUGGUGGGGAGAAUGUGAGAGACGGUGGAGAGAGGGUUGAGAUGCUCAAGAGGGAAGUUGGAGAACUAAAAGAAGUGAUUGAAGGUAAGGACUUUUUGCUUCAGAGCUACAAGGAGCAGAAGGUGGAGCUAUGCUCAAAGAUGAAGGAGUUGCAGCUGAAACUAGCAUCUCAGGUGCCUACUAUCUUGUAAGACAAUCUACCGAGAUUGCUUUCGAUUCUUGUCCAGGCCUUAACGUUGUGAUCUCGGAGCUGCUUGCUUCUUUUUAGUUGUGCUGCAAAUUUUAAUGUUGCAUAAUUUCCGGCAUCCCAGUAUCGCA